Prunus avium (sweet cherry) is the source of this 1821-nucleotide messenger RNA. RefSeq names its product UDP-glucose flavonoid 3-O-glucosyltransferase 7-like. Gene Ontology annotation, molecular function: UDP-glucosyltransferase activity. The record is from RefSeq and is a predicted model, not a curated record. Lineage: Eukaryota; Viridiplantae; Streptophyta; Magnoliopsida; Rosales; Rosaceae.
AGUUCUUUCAGUCAAGCCUUGAAUGAUUAGCAGUUUCAUUACUUCUCAGCUUCACCAUCUUCUCCAUAAUCACAAAUCUCUUGCAACUUAAAAUGGAUCAAAAAACCAUCCAGCCUCACAUUUUCUUCUUUCCCCAUAUGAGUCAUGGCCACAUGAUACCAACCAUAGACAUAGCCAAACUAUUUGCUUCCAAAGGCAUCAAAACAACCAUAAUUUCUACUCCUCAUAAUUUGUCCCUCUUCUCCAAAGCAAUUGAAAGAAGCAAACUUUCGGGUUUCGAAAUCGGAGUUCUUGCUCUCAAAUUCCCAGCUGUGGAGGUUGGGUUGCCAGAAGGGUGUGAGAGUGACCACAUGGUUGAAACACAGGAAGAGCUCCAAAAAUUCUUGAAGGCCACAACUUUGCUUGCUCAACAACUUGAGCAGCUCCUCAAAGAUCACCAACCCAAUUGCCUUGUGGCUGACAUAUUUUUCCCAUGGGCAACUGAUGUUGCUGCUAAAUUUGGAAUCCCAAGGCUUGUUUUCCAUGGCACAAAUUUCAUCUCUUUAUGUGUUUCACACCAUUUGAUGAAAAUGGACCUUUCCAUAGUGUCUGAUUCUGAACCUCUUGUCAUUCCUAACUUACCACAUGAGCACAAGCUUGCAGGAAACCAAAUACCAGAUUUCAUGAAACAAGAAUCUGAAUUGAGAAGUUUUGGCAAAGCAGCUGCAGAAUCUGAGUGGAGGAGCCAUGGGGUUCUUGUUAACAGCUUCUAUGAGCUUGAACCAGCUUAUGCUGACCAUUACAGGAACUUUUUGGGAAUCAAGGCUUGGCAUAUUGGACCUACUUUUCUAUGCAAUAAGGAGAUUGAAGAUAAGGCAAAAAGAGGACCCAAAGCCUCCUUAGAUGAACAUGAAUUUUUGAAGUGGCUAAGUUCUAAGGAACCCAAUUCAGUAAUUUAUGUGAGCUUUGGAAGUGUGGUGAAGUUUGAUGAUGCUCAGCUCCUUGAGAUUGCAUUGGGUCUUGAGGCUUCAGGGCAGCAAUUCAUUUGGGUAGUGAAAAAAGAAAAGAGUGAUCAAGAAAAUAAAGAAGACUGGUUGCCUGAAGGGUUUGAGGACAGAGUUGAAGGCAGAGGACUUGUUAUAAGAGGAUGGGCUCCACAGGUGCCAAUUCUUGAGCACCAAGCAACAGGAGGCUUUGUGACUCAUUGUGGAUGGAACUCCACCAUGGAAGCAGUGACUGCCGGUGUGCCAAUGGCCACGUGGCCUGCGUUCGCCGAUCAGUUUUACAACGAAAAAUUGGUGACUGAAAUACUUGGAAUUGGGGUUAGAGUGGUUGAGGGUGCUAAAAAAUGGGCUAGGUUUGGAGGGGAUAGAGUGAAGAAGGAAAAUAUAGAGAAGGCUGUGACAGAGGUUAUGGUUGGUAAAGAUGCAGAGGAAAUGAGAAGCAGAGCCAAGGCGCUUGGGGAAAUGGCAAGAAAGAGCGUGGAGGAAGGUGGAUCAUCUUACAAGGAUUUGAAUGCCUUGAUUCAAGAAUUGGGGCUCCAUAGGAUUGCCCCUCCUCAGUCCUAAUUGGAAUAUAUACUUUUUUUUGGGAGCUAAACUAUAGGGGAGGGGGAUUUCUCACACACACAACUAUGAUGCCAUGGGGAUAUAUAUUUUGGCUUAUGUGUAUUAUAUAGGGCUGUAUAAACCACGAGCUGUUUCUAAAGAAAUAAAGUGUCACGGUUCAGAGGCAAAUGUAAAAGGGCUGUAUAAUAUUAAAAAAACAAAAAAAACAAAAGCUGAGGAAAAGAAUAAUAAUCCUAUGCCCUUUAGACGCAAUAAGAAAUCAGUAUUGUAAACC